AGUCGGCUAUUCCAACCAUCGCCUGUGGGUCAAGAACAACGACAAGAGCUUAUCAAUCAGCCUCCUCCUGCUGGGCAGGCCGAGGUAGAUGAAGAAGGCACAGGAGGAGAAGAAGGAGGAGGAGGAGAAAAUGAUCGUCUUGUACGUGAAAAUGAGGUAACAGAUCUCCAAAACCGGGACUGUAGAUUCUCAGAGGCGGACGCGGAAAGGAAGGUGGGCCCUCGUGUGGCUCUUAAUAAAUCGUACCAGAAAAACAGCAAAAAACACUCUGCAGACAUUGAUAAAGAGUACAACCGCGUGUUCGCACUUCGUUCAGAGAUCAAUGCACUGCUGGCAGGAUUCAAGCAGAGGCUGGAGCUUCAGGAGCACAUGAACUUGAGUGUGUGCUUCAAGAAUUUGAGAAAGCUUGUUGGGCUCUAUGAUACCCUAGAGUUUGAUAAGGAAGCUAUGAAAAUUGUCAUCGAUCCAAAGGCAGAUGAACAUGCCGUUGAAGCAGUUAACAAGUUCAACAUGAUGCUUGACAAAUGCCACGAGUUUCAGGAAAAGCUACAAACAUCAAAACCAGUCAUGGAAGAAAAGCUGAUGGCCUUAGAAAAAGAAAAUAUGCAAACCCAAGAAACUUUGGAUGCCAUUGCGCGUGCCAAAAAUCAGCUCAAGUGUGUUCAGGAGUGGGAAGCAGAUGUUAAGCACAUCAUAUUUGAAACCAAAACUUCCUCAAUGUUGUUCACUUCAGGGAAAGUUGUCACUGGAGUUCAAACCUGA
This is a messenger RNA of Geodia barretti, 762 nucleotides long. NCBI's taxonomy places the organism in Eukaryota, Metazoa, Porifera, Demospongiae, Tetractinellida, Geodiidae. The record is from the annotation of a GenBank genome assembly.